UCCGUCCGAUUGCCCCCCGACCCCGUCCGUCAGCCGCAAUGCCUCGGACGGUUUGGACGGUCUUCUCGAACCAACAAAAAGACCUAUACUGUCCCACCCGAGAAUGAGCCGGAAGCUCGCCCCCGAAGCCAAUCGGAUUCUCUUUGUAAAGAACCUCAACUACAACGUCACCGCUGAGCAACUCUUUGACCUCUUCGGCAAAUUUGGUCCCAUCCGCCAAAUACGUCAGGGAAUUGCGAACAACUCGAAAGGCACGGCCUUUGUUGUCUACGAAGACGUUCACGACGCCAAACAGGCAUGCGAUAAGCUCAAUGGAUUCAACUUCCAAAACAGAUACCUCGUUGUUCUAUAUCACCAGCCCGAGAAAAUGCUUAGGUCGAAAGAGGACCUGGCGGAAAGGCAAGAGAAUUUGGAGCGUCUCAAACAGCAACAUGGUAUAGAAUGACGUGAUGAUUGCUUUUGUUCGCUUUCUCUGCAUGCCCUUUGUCGGCAUCUGGCUGCGUAUUAUCCUGGGUUGGUCGUGGGGUUUCUGGCGUUUUCCUCCUAUGGGUUUGAUGGCUCUGAUUCAUUCAUGGGUAUGAAAGGGUUGC
Molecule: messenger RNA, 590 nt
Organism: Aspergillus sclerotioniger CBS 115572
Lineage: Eukaryota; Fungi; Ascomycota; Eurotiomycetes; Eurotiales; Aspergillaceae
Product: putative pre-mRNA branch site protein p14
Exons: 6
Coding region: 104-445 (113 amino acids)
Cellular component (GO): nucleus; ribonucleoprotein complex; cytoplasm
Molecular function (GO): mRNA binding
Source: RefSeq, a predicted model, not a curated record